CCCGCCCCGCCCCGGCCCCGCCGCCGCGGCCACACCGGGAAGGGCUCCAGGCGCUAUGGCGGCGGCUGCGCGCAAGGUCGGAGGAAAGUUCCCGCGGCCGGCGGCCGCCUGAGCGGCAGAGCGACCGAGCGGGAGCGCCCGGGCCCGGCCGCCAGGCCUCUCCCGCCGCCGGGGCAGCGGAGCCGCGUUGGGCGGGCGGAGAGCGCGGGAGUGCGCAGCGGGCCCGCCUCAUGCGCAGCCACCUGCGGAGGGGCUGAGCGGAGCCGCCGCCGCCGCGCCCCGCGCCGGGGGCUCCUGGCGGGGACUUCCCGGGGCAACCCCCGCCGUCCGCCCCUGCCGAGCCGCCGCYGACGGACGGACACCGACCCCGCCGCCGGCCAGAGCCACCGCCGGGGAGCGACCUGUCACCGCACCUCGCGGGCCAGCCCCAAGGACCCUUYCCACGCCUUGGUUUGUCCCCGGGAGAAGGGGAGUUGGGAGCCUCUCCAUGCCUUAUCAAGUUCCUUAUCUGAGCGGCUCCCAGAAGCUGUAGACCAGUUCAGCUUUAUCUGGUAUAGGGGAGAAAAACAGUGUAGCUCUCGCGCUGCAUCCUAAAUCGAGGACCACCUAUUCUGCUGGGGUUCAACACGAAGAUGGUGAAAUGCGGAUUGCUGUGURAAGCAAUAGAUCCUUGUUGUGGAGCGAGGGCUUUGUAUUCAUCUUCCAGUUCCUGAUCUGUGCCCUGUGAGAGAGGACGCUAAUCUUUCUCCUUCAUCCCCCUUCCCUARACCUUUCCUUGCUUCCAUGUUGCAUUGGUCAGACUUUCGGUCAGUGUUGUUUACGGAAGGGGGGGAAAGAAGGCAGUUGAGGUUACAAACAAAAGUACUUGUAUGAYUCAUCUACUUGGAUUUAAGACAUUGUAUCCUUCUUUCACGGGGCCUUUGCUUCUCUCUGAAGGAAUCAGAUGCUUGUUCCUGUUCUUCCAGAGGAGGAUGGAUUGAGGGUUGUACGUUUUAGACUUUUUUUGGGCCACUGCUGAUAUUGUUAAAAGACAUAAUGGGGCUUUUUCACUGGAUUAUUGCCAGAAUUAGUUUACACACUGAAACAAUGAGUUGUUAGGCCUCUCAUACGAUAAUAUUUAUCCUGCUUUAAUAUAAAGUUGCUGUGGAGGUGUUUUAAAAAUUGCGGAGGACAGUCUGCAUCAGAAGAGGCUCCCUUCAUCUCUGGUUGGUGUGGCAACCACAAUCUGUCCUCGAUGCCUUCAGCCUUGGCCAUCUUCACUUGCCGCCCGAACUCUCACCCGUUUCAGGAGCGUCAUGUCUACCUGGACGAGCCUGUCAAGAUCGGCCGCUCCGUGGCUCGCUGCCGGCCAGCCCAGAACAACGCCACAUUUGACUGCAAGGUGCUGUCCAGGAACCAUGCUCUUGUCUGGUUUGAUCACAAGACAGGCAAGUUCUAUCUUCAAGACACUAAAAGUAGUAAUGGUACCUUUAUUAAUAGUCAGAGACUGAGUAGAGGAUCUGAGGAAAGCCCACCGUGUGAAAUCAUGUCAGGUGACAUCAUCCAGUUUGGUGUAGAUGUGACGGAGAACACGCGGAAAGUUACCCAUGGAUGUAUAGUCUCCACAAUCAAACUGUUCCUUCCAGAUGGAAUGGAAGCUCGAUUGCGAUCAGAUGUUAUCCAUGCUCCAUUACCGAGUCCUGUUGACAAGGUUGCUGCUAACACUCCCAGUAUGUAUUCUCAGGAAUUGUUUCAGCUUUCACAGUAUCUACAAGAAGCCUUACAUCGGGAACAAAUGUUGGAACAGAAGCUGGCAACCCUUCAGCGACUACUUGCUGUCACACAAGAGGCUUCAGAUACUAGUUGGCAGGCUUUAAUAGAUGAAGACAGGCUGCUAUCAAGACUAGAGGUUAUGGGAAAUCAGUUACAGGCUUGUUCAAAGAAUCAAACAGAAGACAGUAUACGAAAAGAGCUUAUAGCAUUACAGGAAGACAAACACAACUAUGAGACAACAGCCAAAGAGUCCCUGAGGCGGGUCCUUCAGGAGAAAAUUGAAGUGGUCAGAAAAUUGUCUGAAGUGGAGCGGAGUUUAAGUAAUACAGAAGAUGAAUGUACACACCUGAAAGAAAUGAAUGAGCGGACUCAGGAAGAAUUAAGGGAAUUAGCUAAUAAGUACAAUGGAGCUGUAAAUGAAAUUAAAGAUCUUUCUGAYAAACUAAAGGUAGCAGAAGGAAGACAAGAAGAAAUCCAACAGAAAGGACUUGCUGAGAAAAAAGAAUUGCAGCAUAAAAUAGAUGAAAUGGAAGAAAGAGAGCAAGAGCUUCAAGCAAAAAUAGAAGCUUUGCAGGCUGAUAAUGACUUCACCAAUGAGCGGCUGACUGCUUUACAAGGCAUACAAGUUGACGACUUCAUACCUAAAAUUAAUGGGAGCACAGAGAAAGAGCACUUUCUUUCAAAGAGUGGAGGGGACUGCACUUUUAUUCAUCAGAUCAUAGAAUGUCAGAACAAGAUCAUAGAUGAAGGACAUCUAACCAAAGUGGAAGAAACAAAGCUUUUGAAAGAGAACCAAGCACGAGUCAAAGAAUCGAAUGAUUUGUCUGACACCCUUAGUCCAAGCAAGGAAAAAAGCAGUGACGACACUACAGAUGCUCAAAUGGAUGACCAAGAUCUAAAUGAACCUAUUGCUAAAGUAGCUCUUCUAAAAGAUGAAUUGCAGGGUGCACAAUCAGAGACUGAGGCUAAGCAAGAAAUUCAGCAACUGCACAAGGAGCUGAUUGAAGCCCAAGAGCUAGCUAGGACAAGUAAACAAAAAUGCUUUGAACUUCAAGCGCUCUUGGAAGAAGAGAGAAAAGCAUAUCGAGUGCAAGUUGAAGAAUCUAACAAGCAAAUAAAUGCUCUGCAAGCUCAGUUGCGAAGGUUGCAAGAAGAAAUUGAGAAUCUUCGCAAGGAAAAGGAGAAUGAAAUUUCAACCACUCGAAAUGAACUAGUCAGUGCUCAAAAUGAGAUUCUGUCACUUCAAAARGUAGCAGAAAAGGCAGCAUCAGAACGAGACACUGAUAUUUCUUCAUUGCAAGCUGAGCUGCAGACAGUGCGAGCAGAGCUUGAACGGUGGAGGAAAGAUGCCUCGGAUUAUGAAAAAGAAAUUGUCAAUCUGCAAGCCAGUUUUCAGCUCAAAUGCCAGCAGUGUGAGGAGCAGCAGAAGGAAGAGGCCUCUCGCCUAAAAGGUGAACUUGAAAAGUUGAAGGCAGAGUGGAUUGCUCUGGAAGCUGAAUGUGUCAAACUGAGGAAGGAAAACACUUCGCUUACAUCUGAACUUCAGCGACAAGAGAAGGAGCUUUCYAGCUCRCAGAAGCAGAGUUUAGCACUAACCAGCGAUAUAAGUGUUCUUGAAAUGUCUCGAAARGAACUUGAAAAUCAGAUGGGAUCUUUGAAAGAAAAACAUCAGCGGGAUGCAGCCAGUCUGAAAACUCAACUCAGUGAAGCUGAGAGUCAAGCAAAAGAUGUUCAGAAGGAGUAUGAAAGAACACAGACUGUGCUCUCGGAGCUGAAGGCAAAGUACGAGRUGGCUGAGCAGCAAAACCAGUCACUCACGGAAGAGCUCAAACAAUGUAAAGAAAAUCUGAAGCUGCUACAAGAAAAAGGAAACAACAGACAAUGGCCUUGGAUGCCUGUGAUGGCAGCUUUGGUUGCUGUAACAGCCGUGGUGCUGUACCCAGGCCUAACCAGAGCUUCUCCAUGAGAACUGUUGUUGAAUCCAUACACCGUCCUCCCUUUAGAAGCUGGCAACAUUCAUAUACUGAGGGAAAACAGAUUAAUUCUCUUCCUUUUUACCUCUUAAUACAGCACAGCUCUGCGUGAGAACAGCAGUAGGGUCAUUUGCUUUAAAUUGUAUAAAAUGUAUCUGUCUAUAAAGAGGGAAUAAAAUUGUGAUUCAUCAUA
Molecule: messenger RNA, 3918 nt
Organism: Malurus melanocephalus (red-backed fairy wren)
Lineage: Eukaryota; Metazoa; Chordata; Aves; Passeriformes; Maluridae
Gene: SLMAP
Product: sarcolemma associated protein
Exons: 23
Coding region: 1235-3718 (827 amino acids)
Biological process (GO): protein localization to plasma membrane; regulation of membrane depolarization during cardiac muscle cell action potential; regulation of voltage-gated sodium channel activity
Molecular function (GO): protein binding
Source: RefSeq, a predicted model, not a curated record